CAGAGACUGCGGACAGUACAGGGAUGACCAGAGACUGCGGACAUAGUACAGGGAUGACCAGAGACUGCGGACAGUACAGGGAUGACCAGAGACUGCGGACACAGUACAGGGAUGACCAGAGACUGCGGACACAGUACAGGGAUGACCAGAGACUGCGGACACAGUACAGGGAUGACCAGAGACUGCGGACACAGGGAUGACCAGAGACUGCGGACACAGUACAGGAGACCAGAGACUGCGGACAGUACAGGGAUGACCAGAGACUGCGGGACACAGUACAGAAGAUGACCAGAGACUGCG
Staurois parvus is the source of this 300-nucleotide messenger RNA. The record is from the annotation of a GenBank genome assembly. NCBI's taxonomy places the organism in Eukaryota, Metazoa, Chordata, Amphibia, Anura, Ranidae.